AUGUGGGACUGGCUGGUUCACGUCUCGUCUAUUAAUUGGGCAGGUCGAGGUGGCGCUUCCAUCUAUGGCAAACAGUUUGAAGAUGAACUUCAUCCAGACUUGAAAUUCACUGGGGCUGGAAUUCUCGCAAUGGCCAAUGCAGGGCCAGACACCAAUGGAAGCCAGUUCUUUGUGACCCUUGCCCCUACCCAGUGGCUCGAUGGCAAACACACCAUUUUUGGCCGGGUGUGCCAGGGUAUAGGAAUGGUGAAUCGCGUGGGAAUGGUGGAAACAAACUCCCAGGACCGCCCGGUAGACGAUGUGAAGAUCAUUAAGGCAUACCCUUCUGGGUAGACUUGCUGCCCUCUUGGAUACACCCAGGUCUUCUGAGAUGGUCCCAAUGAACCAGCUUCCAGGUGACCUAGAACUUCAUUCUAGGUCAACAUAACUCUAAACUUCAUUUUGGCCUUGUAAAUCAUGGAGCUAAUAAGGAAGCCUGGGGUCUUGGGUGAAUUAGAGAUGGAAGUAUAUUUGAAUAGUAUGCUUCUUUGCUCCUCCCCCAGUGCCUAGGUUGACAGCAUUUGCAGAAAUGCUUAUGCAUGUUUAUUCACAGGCUACUGUUCACUGCACAUGACCCAUACUGCUCCUUCUUGUGUGUGUCAGCUCUGAUACACUUAGAACAAAAUGAAGACUGUCAUUUCACAGUGCCUAACCAAACUUCUUCCUGGGGAGAUUUAUAUUUUGGCCUAUUCUGCAGUCCAGGUUGGGUGACAGCAACAGAAUUCAAAACCAAGUGGUGUCUAUCAGCCUUCUUAACUCUAUACACACUCUAUUUCAGUCUCCUACAUUUGUUCUUCCAGGGAAUGUAUGCAUCUCUCUCUAAUUUUCCUUCUCAAAACCAGAGAACAUCAACACCGCUGUUUCUGACACUUAGACAUCCCACGCAAAGCCACAUUGAAUUUUUGCCAAAUGAAAAAUGCAUCCAACAAUCAAGUUUCUAAGAAGGUGUCAAGUGGGGAAUGAUAAUGUGUAAUGAUUGAGAAAUGAAUUUAUUAAAAGGAAGCAGAAGCAUUGACCAUUUUUUUUCCCAGGAGGGAGUAGAAAUCUGUAGUGAGCACAAGGACAUACCGAAUUCUGCUUUAAAAGCUGUAUUCUCGUAAAGGAGAAGCACCACUUAAGUUUUUUUAACCUAAGACUUUAGAGAAAUUAGUGAGAUUUUUAUAAAGUUUUUUUUUAAUCUUUCUAAAUUUUGGGAAGAGGGGGAGGGGUUAGAGGAAGGAAGUUGAUACCUGUGUAAUACAUAGAAACUUACAAAAUAAAAUGCCAUUGAUGGUUGAAAUCA
Messenger RNA from Galeopterus variegatus (Sunda flying lemur), 1321 nucleotides. RefSeq names its product peptidyl-prolyl cis-trans isomerase-like 1. Gene Ontology annotation, molecular function: peptidyl-prolyl cis-trans isomerase activity. The transcript is spliced from 2 exons. Gene Ontology annotation, cellular component: catalytic step 2 spliceosome. Bases 1 to 333 code for a protein of 110 amino acids. The record is from RefSeq and is a predicted model, not a curated record. Lineage: Eukaryota; Metazoa; Chordata; Mammalia; Dermoptera; Cynocephalidae. Gene Ontology annotation, biological process: protein peptidyl-prolyl isomerization.